AUGACCAUCGACGGAGUCGCCCCCAAGCCUGAUCCCAUUGACUCGGAAUCGGGAUGGAACGAAAAGCGAUUUGAGGACGAGAAGCCACGCUACGUGGAUGCAUUUGGAGAUGAGUCCAAUGCUGAAGUUAAAUACAAGACGAUGGAAUGGUGGCAAACUGGAAUGUUCAUGAUUGCCGAAUCGGUUUCUCUCGGUGUUCUAUCAUUGCCGGCAACCCUUGCUCAAUUGGGCCUUGCUCCGGCUCUUGUUUUGAUCAUUGGCCUCGGCCUUCUCGCUACCUAUACUGGUUACGUGAUUGGACAAUUUCACCACCGAUAUCCCCAUAUCCAGAACUUGGCUGAUGCCGGCGAGGUUUUGCUCGGCGCAUUCGGCCGCGAAUUAUUCGGCAUUGGCCAACUGCUGUUCUCCAUUUUCAUCAUGGGAAGCCAUAUCCUGACAUUUAGCGUCAUGAUGAACACUAUCACCGAGCACGGCACCUGCACGAUGGUCUUCACGACGGUUGGAUUCGUGAUCUGCAUGGUCUGCUCGCUGCCUCGUACCAUGAAGAACAUGACUUAUAUUUCUUGCACUUCUUUUGUGAGCAUCUUCACUGCUGUGAUAAUCACUAUGGUGGGAGUGGGUGUCCAGGGCCGUGGGUACAACAUCAUUAAAGCCACAGUGGACACCGACCUCUAUCAUGCCUUCACUGCCGUGACUAACAUUGUCUUUGCCUACUGUGCACACGUUGCCUUCUUUGGCCUUCUUGCCGAGAUGAGGGAGCCUAGGGAUUUCCCCAAGGCUUUGUAUAUGUUGCAGACUUUCGAGAUCAUCUUCUAUACUGUUGCUGCUGUCGUCAUUUACUACUAUGCGGGCCAGUCUGUCGAGUCUCCGGCCUUGGGAUCUGCCGGUCCUGUAUUGAAGAAGGUUGCCUACGGCAUUGCUAUUCCUACUAUUGUGGGUGCUGGUGUCGUCAACGGCCACAUUGGACUUAAGUACAUCUAUGUCCGACUCUUCCGUGGAACUGACAGGAUGCACCGCCGUGACCUUGUUUCGAUUGGCUCUUGGGUCGCAAUUGGCCUGAGUUGCUGGAUCAUCGCCUGGAUCAUCGCCGACGCCAUUCCUGUGUUUAGUGAUCUUCUCAGUCUCAUUAGUUCGCUUUUCGCUAGCUGGUUUAGCUACGGCCUUGGAGGUGUGUACUGGCUUCACCUUAAUUGGGGUAAAUGGUUUUCGUCCCCAAGAAAAGUUUGCUUGACUAUUAUCAAUGUUUUGAUUGUCUUGAUCGGGGGUUGCAUGUGCGGUCUCGGCCUCUACGUCUCUGGCAGGGCGAUUCACGACGAUGCCUCUAGCAACAGCUUCUCGUGCGCUAGCAACGCAUGA
Penicillium macrosclerotiorum is the source of this 1356-nucleotide messenger RNA. RefSeq lists its product as uncharacterized. Lineage: Eukaryota; Fungi; Ascomycota; Eurotiomycetes; Eurotiales; Aspergillaceae. Gene Ontology annotation, biological process: amino acid transmembrane transport. Gene Ontology annotation, cellular component: vacuolar membrane. The record is from RefSeq and is a predicted model, not a curated record. Bases 1 to 1356 code for a protein of 451 amino acids. The transcript is spliced from 8 exons. Gene Ontology annotation, molecular function: amino acid transmembrane transporter activity.